Molecule: messenger RNA, 808 nt
Organism: Orycteropus afer afer
Lineage: Eukaryota; Metazoa; Chordata; Mammalia; Tubulidentata; Orycteropodidae
Gene: PBX4
Product: PBX homeobox 4
Biological process (GO): embryonic organ development; neuron development; brain development
Cellular component (GO): nucleus
Molecular function (GO): RNA polymerase II cis-regulatory region sequence-specific DNA binding; DNA-binding transcription factor activity, RNA polymerase II-specific
Source: RefSeq, a predicted model, not a curated record
ACAUGCUCUGAAUUGCCAUCGGAUGAAGCCAGCUCUCUUCAGUGUGCUCUGUGAGAUCAAAGAAAAGACAGUGCUAAGCAUUCGUGGCAUUCAGGAAGAGGACCCCCCGGAUGCUCAGCUCAUGAGGCUAAAUAACAUGCUGCUGGCUGAGGGCGUCUCCAAGCCGGAGAGGAGAGGAAGAAGAGGACCGGCAGUGGCCGGCACAGCGACACCAGGUGGCUGUCCAAAUGACAAUAGCAUUGAGCACUCUGACUACAGGGCCAAGCUGUCCCAGAUCCGACAGAUAUACCACUCUGAGCUAGAGAAAUAUGAACAGGCCUGCCAUGAGUUCACCACACACGUCACCAAUCUCCUCUGGGAACAGAGCAGGAUACGGCCAGUCUCCCCCAAUGAGAUCGAGCACAUGGUCAGCGUCAUCCAUAGCAAGUUCAGAGCCAUUCAGAUGCAGCUGAAGCAGAGCACAUGCGAGGCCCUGAUGACCCUGCGCUCGCGGUUCCUUGAUGCCAGGCGUAAGCGGCGGAAUUUCAGCAAGCAGGCCACGGAAGUGCUGAAUGAGUAUUUUUAUUCCCAUUUGAACAACCCUUAUCCCAGUGAAGAAGCCAAAGAGGAGUUGGCCAAGAAGGGCGGCAUCACGGUCUCCCAGGUCUCCAACUGGUUUGGCAACAAAAGAAUCCGGUACAAAAAGAACAUGGGGAAAUUUCAAGAAGAGGCUAGCAAUUAUGGGUCUAAAACAACAGUGGAUGGCACCAAAGUUGGGAUCCCAGGGCACCAAGCCAGUUGCCCCUUGACACCCAGCUCUGGUGAGUGA